GUUGUAGUGAAUUGCCCACAGAUUUGUGUUAUUUGUGUAACGUACGCACAUGUAUAGUGCGAGUAAUAGUAAAAUACAUACGGAUAUGUAACUAUCUGUAAAUUUCCAAGUGUUUUGUGCAAGUAACUUAAACAUUAAAUGUUACACAUCUGACGACACCGGACCAGGUGGGGAGGGUAUGCGUAAAACCAUUAAGUGAUUGGAAUUUGUUGUUUAAUCUAAUUUCACCAUGGCCCCGCGCAAAAAUAAUUCAGACCUCAUUUGGGAGUAUUUCGAGAAUCAAAAAGAAAUUGGAAAGGCCGUUUGCAGCAUUUGCAAAUUAGUGUUAAAAAAUGACAGAAGUUAUAAUUUGAAAAGCCAUUUGAUAAAAGUGCACAAAAUAAAUUUUUAUAAUAUUGAAAAAAAAUUUAACCCGUCUAAUUCCGAUCCAACAACCACGAAAUCUUGUCGAAAAAUGAAUCUUAAAGUGCCAAGAAAUAGAAACAAAAAUAAUUCAAAUCUCAUUUGGGGUUAUUUCGAAAAUCAGGAAGAAAUUGGAAAGGCCGUUUGCAACAUUUGCAAAUUAGUGUUAAAAAAUAACAGAAUUUAUAAUUUAAAAAAACAUUUAAUAAAAAAGCACAAAAUAAAUUUAUGCAUACCGUCUAAAUCCGAUUUAACACCGCCAAUUUGUAGCAAGAAACAAAAUAUUAAAGUGCAAGUAAAUAUAAAAAACUUAUUCAAAUCGUAUAUUGGAUUAGUAGCCGAAGACAGCAUUCCAUUUGAUGUGCUCGAUUCCUCGAACUUUAAAAAUAUAAUAGACCCAAUUUGCCAUGGGCUGGGGAAAAAACUCGGCAAGCGCAUCACUCUCAAUGCGAAAAAUUGCCAAACAGCUUUGCAUCAAGUCGCUGAAAACAUUAGAACCAACAUGAGAAUGGAAAUGAACAGAAGGCUUUUGUCUUUAAAGAUUGACAGUGCAUCGAAGCUUUCGCGUAAAAUUUGCGGAAUAAGCGCACAAUUCCUCAAGGAAAACGAAAUCAAAUCUCUUAUUUUGGGCAUGAUUGAGUUAAAAGACAUUGGCGCGAGUGCCUCGUUUAAUCUGGCAGAAGAAAUAUUAAAAACUUUGCAAAAAUAUGACAUCCAACUGAAUCAGAUUGUGUCCAUCACCUCUGAUAGCCCAGCGAAUACGAUAGAAACAACAACAAUUUUAUCUAGCUACAACACUAGCGAACAUGAACGAAUGGAGAAGGAUUUGAACGGUACAUAUUUAAAUAAUAUCAGUCCAUCGAAUUCUCGCGUCGAGCAGAUUCAAAUCUGUAUAUGUGCCGCUCAUACUGCUCAGCUAUGUGCCUUGGAUGUCAUAAAAGACCCUGAAAUAGAGGAACUUCUGUCAAACAGCAGAAAUUUUAUAAAGUUCAUUCGCAACCCUGCAAAUGGUAUUAAGGACGCUUUUGAGUUGCGAAACAUUCAACUGCCUCAACUCGAUUGUUACACCACCUAUGGCUCAACAUACGAAAUGAUUGUGACGCUACUGGCUGCAAAAGAUAUCUUAAUUGAUGUGGAACCUAUUGGAAGCAAUGCCACUGACGAGCAUUUCGACAACAAUAACACGCUUUGGGACUUUAUGGAGUGCUAUUGCGCCGUGUUCGCUCCAUUGCAAGAUGCUAUGAAACGAUUUCAAGCAGAAAAUUUGCAUUAUGGAGAUUUUUAUGCUCAGUGGCUAAAAUGCCAAAUGCUCACCAAUAAAAUAAUCCGCACUAAUCUAGCCGAGGACAUGGCAAGGAAAAUUGGAAAGAAAAUCUUGAAAAGCAUGGAGAAAAGAACAUCUGAACUGCUUGAGAACGAAAGUCUGAAUGCCUGUCUGUUUCUGGAUCCAAGGUUCCAUCACACACUCAGUUCAAAGAAGAGGCUGAAAGCGGUUAUUUACCUAAACAAUCUGUGGGAGAAACUCUGUUCUUUUUCUCCUACUUCGCAACCGGUUCCUAACGACAACACUUUAAUGGAGAAUGAAGUUAAGUUCGAAGACGAAGCCGAAGAAAUGCUCAAUUCAUUUCUGACUGAAAAACUUCAAGCGUCCUCGGCUGAGGUCAAAUAUACUGAUCUGCUUUCAAAAAUAAGUAAUCUGCAUCUACCAUUUCUGCGAAGCGACACUGAUGUAUUGCAGUUUUGGAAAGAGAAGGAGCAAUCGGAACCCGAACUUUACGCAUUAAGCAACGUUUGUUUCGGCAUUCCUCCAACUCAUGUUACUAUAAAAGAUGCUUUUUCGUCUUUGGCCGACAACAGCAACCAAAUGAGCCAUGAGACACUAGAAGAUAUUCUAUUAGUGAAGCUAAGCCCGGUAUUUUUAAACAAAGCCAUCAACAGUUUAACGCUAUUUGAAGAUUAGGCUUCUGAGGAUUUCUAAAAUUAAGAUAUGAAUUAUGUCUUAGUAUUAACUUUAAUUUCUUAAAAUUUAAUUAUUUGUUUCUUUUUUUUUAUUUAAAUACGAUUAGUUGGUAUUUACUUAUGUAUAUAAAUAUUUUACCUCU
Molecule: messenger RNA, 2504 nt
Organism: Anastrepha obliqua
Lineage: Eukaryota; Metazoa; Arthropoda; Insecta; Diptera; Tephritidae
Exons: 2
Coding region: 230-2362 (710 amino acids)
Biological process (GO): regulation of transcription by RNA polymerase II
Cellular component (GO): transcription regulator complex; nucleus
Molecular function (GO): DNA binding; protein dimerization activity
Source: RefSeq, a predicted model, not a curated record